Messenger RNA from Xenopus tropicalis (tropical clawed frog), 813 nucleotides. RefSeq names its product gastrula zinc finger protein XlCGF7.1-like. The transcript has a single exon. NCBI's taxonomy places the organism in Eukaryota, Metazoa, Chordata, Amphibia, Anura, Pipidae. The record is from RefSeq and is a predicted model, not a curated record. The coding region runs from base 1 to 813 and encodes 270 amino acids. Gene Ontology annotation, cellular component: nucleus.
AUGGGGUGCAGCCUGGCCAGUGCUUUGUCAGGAUGUUAUGGUAGAAGCAAUGAUGGGAAUCCCGUUUCUCCGUUUCCACUAAUAUCACAACCCUAUUACUGCGCUGAGUGCCACAAACAUUACAGCAAUAGGAGCUCGUUCCUAAGGCACCAGAGGACUCACAGAAUGGAGAAACCCCACCACAAGUGCCGGGAAUGUGGGAAGGGAUUUGCCAGACUCUCCCAGCUCUCUCUGCACAGCAGAACUCACACCAGGGAGGCAACGUGUUUGGGAAAUGGGCUGAAAGAAAGCAGCGAUCUCCAUCAACUCUUCUGGCCUCGCAAGGAAGAAAUCAGAUGUAAUCAGAGCUUCCCCCAAAGCUGCGAUCUUGAUUGGCACCUCGGAACCCACACGGACCGCACCCCGUAUACUUGCUCCGAGUGCGGCAAAACCUUCGGGUUAAGGUCCGACCUCACGAACCACUUCAGGAUUCACAAGGGGGAGAAGCCAUUUUCCUGCUUGGAAUGCGGCAAAUGCUUUAAGCGCAGCUCGGAGCUCGUCAUCCAUUACAGGAAUCACACGGGGGAGAGGCCGUUCGCUUGCGCCCAGUGCGGGAAAUGCUUCUCCCAGCGCCCCGCCCUCAAUAAGCAUCGCAGGAGUCACAUGAUCAGGAAGCCAUUUUCCUGUCCUGAAUGUGACAAGUGUUUUAUACAAAGGUCCGACCUUAACAGGCAUCAAAGGAUUCACACCAGAGAGAAACCAUUUGCUUGUGGGGAAUCUUUCCUGCACAGCUCGGGCAGCCACAAAGGGAAGGAACUGUUUUCCUGCACUUAA